GCAACGGUCAUACUGCAGCCCCACGCCAAACAAUUUGUUGCCUUGCUAAAUUUAUAAAAUUGCACACACAAAAUGCCGGAAGAGAUUAUCGCAGACGAUAAGAAGAGUCACUUGCCUUGGAUUGAGAAGUACCGACCGGUGAAGUUCAAGGAGAUUGUGGGCAAUGAGGACACGGUAGCCAGACUUUCCGUCUUUGCCACCCAGGGAAAUGCACCCAAUAUCAUAAUAGCUGGUCCCCCUGGCGUGGGCAAGACCACCACCAUUCAGUGCCUGGCGCGGAUCCUCCUGGGAGACAGCUACAAGGAAGCAGUCCUCGAGCUAAACGCCUCCAAUGAGCGCGGAAUCGAUGUGGUGCGCAACAAGAUCAAGAUGUUUGCCCAGCAAAAGGUGACACUGCCGCGGGGCAGGCACAAGAUCGUGAUCCUCGACGAGGCGGACAGCAUGACGGAGGGCGCCCAGCAGGCCCUGCGCCGCACCAUGGAGAUCUACAGCAGCACCACGCGAUUCGCCUUGGCCUGCAACACCAGCGAGAAGAUCAUCGAACCGAUUCAAUCGCGCUGCGCCAUGCUGCGAUUCACCAAAUUGUCGGAUUCGCAGGUUCUGGCCAAGCUCAUCGAGGUGGCCAAGUGGGAGAAGCUCAACUACACGGAGGAUGGCCUAGAGGCCAUUGUUUUCACUGCCCAGGGAGAUAUGCGACAGGGCCUGAACAAUCUGCAGUCCACCGCCCAGGGAUUCGGCGAUAUUAAUGCGGAGAACGUGUUUAAGGUCUGCGAUGAGCCGCAUCCCAAGCUCCUGGAGGAGAUGAUCCAUCACUGUGCCGCCAAUGAUAUACACAAGGCCUACAAGAUCCUCGCGAAGCUGUGGAAGCUAGGCUAUUCGCCGGAGGACAUCAUUGGGAACAUUUUCCGCGUCUGCAAGCGCAUCAACAUCGAUGAGCACCUGAAGUUGGACUUUAUCCGGGAGAUAGGCAUCACCCACAUGAAGAUCGUGGACGGAAUCAACUCUUUGCUGCAGCUCACCGCCCUGCUGGCCAAACUGUGCAUAGCGGCCGAGAAGCAUUAGCUGUUAUGAAAAACUAUUUGUUAUAGGGUCCUAAGUUUACGGUCAAGUUGCUGAAUAAAUCUCGAGAAUGAAUGUUUGGUAAGGA
This is a messenger RNA of Drosophila takahashii, 1147 nucleotides long. RefSeq names its product replication factor C subunit RfC4 (gene RfC4). The record is from RefSeq and is a predicted model, not a curated record. Gene Ontology annotation, molecular function: DNA binding; ATP hydrolysis activity; ATP binding. Gene Ontology annotation, cellular component: DNA replication factor C complex; nucleus. Gene Ontology annotation, biological process: DNA-templated DNA replication; DNA repair. NCBI's taxonomy places the organism in Eukaryota, Metazoa, Arthropoda, Insecta, Diptera, Drosophilidae.